AUUAACGUCAGUAAAGGCUGUAGGUCAAUCCUUGCGGGUGCUUUUAUUGGAUGUGCCGCUGUCAAGCAGUGCUGAAGAAUUGGAAGGGCAAACGCCAGAAAAGGCAGAGAAAAGACAAACAUAAAAUCAGCAUUAUGUAGCUCGGUCCUGCCUUACCUCCGCUCUCGUUCACCGUGAAUAUUCCUGCCGUCCCCGAUCUCAGAUCCGAAACUUGUGGACACGGAGCGGUCUUGUGGUUUUUUUGUUGUUGUGUGUGGGUUUUUUUUUUUUUUUUUUUUAGAUUUUUCUCUCUGUGUCUCUCAAGCGAUUGCAUUCUCCAAAGGUGGUACCUCCACAUAUUACAAUCUUACAGCCUCUACAUCCUUUUUUUUCCUCCAGAAUGAAAGAAAAUCGUGGAGCCUGGUGACACUGUGGCACACUGCACCCGGGUUUGGACCUCUAAAUAUCAGGCGGAUCAUCCUCAACCGGGCAGCGGAUGCCUUAAUGGAGAUUUGCAAGCCAUCUACCAAGAUUUCUCCGCUUCCUAAAUUGGUGAAUGUGGGCUGAUAAAUGGAGUGUUCUGUCGGACUACAUAAUGACAUGUUUGACGGAGGGUGUUUGACAUCGGAGCGACUGGCCAGAAUAACACCCUGCAGUGUGAAUAUUUCAGCCUGUUGAUGAUGAACCGCUCAGGACUGGAGCAAAGUGUCGUGAGAACCGGUUUAUGGCCCGUGUCUUGAGCUGAAGUGUGCAACCAGAUUGUUUUAAGUGAGAGAGAGAGAGAAAAUAAGCAUCAUUUUUGAUGGCUCCGGGGUGGGGGAGGACGACUACACAUGAAACCUUGGACACAAAAAUGGAUAAAACUAUUGCAUGAAGCUGGCGGGGGGACUGCAUGGUUUGUUUGUUUGUUAGGCCUACUUGAUAACAGUGAAGUUGAGGAAAAAUGAGAAAAUGGUGAUGUGGUACGAAGAAGGCGAGAAUUGGAGCCGGAGUGAGGGAUAGAAAACGUCCAUGGGGAUCUGAGCAGCCCAGCUGAAGAAUUACGGGAUCCAAGUUUUCGAGGAUAAGACAGCUGCUUUGAUUAAAGACCUCCAAUUAACUUCAUGUGAAAAAGAGAGGGAGGAAAUCAGCUUCCUGGUCGGGGGGUGGGUGAUAGAGAGAUAUAUUAUUCAUGCCUUGUGUUAGAGCAAUUGGAGAACCGGCUUUGCUGUGGCCUAGAUGAUACAUAUAGCAUGUAUAUAUGUAUUUCUAUAUAGCCUAUUUAAUAAAAAAAAAAAAAAACCUUAGGAGGAAGAGUGGACCUUGAAAAAAACAAACAAAGAGAGGGCGAAUGACACUCGGGUAGCCUCAAAGUUGCACAAAAAGAAAAAGGCUGAAGUGGGUUGAAGCAUGGGCUGUGCUUCAAGUAUUCAUAUCUCUGAUAGGGUGGUCUACCACGGUGGAAAAGAGUCCGAGGAUUCCCACUCACCCCAGCAGACUAAUACCACUCAGCUUCAAGGAAAUCCUGCCUCGGGACUACCCCUAAAACCCCUGAGCUGCAAGACCACAUUAACAGAGGUGCAAUUUGGACCAAUGAAGUUAUUUAAAGACCCACUUCAGGUACUUUUAGUUUUUGCCAAAGAGGACAGUCAGAGUAAUGGCUUCUGCUGGGCAUGUGAGAAGGGCAACUUCAGGUGCAGCAUGGCACGAACACCCGAGUCGGCUCUUGAAUGCUUUUUGGAGAAGCAUCAUGACCUCGUCAUCAUUGACCACAGACAUUCCAGACACUUUGAUGCUGAAGCACUAUGCCGGUCAAUUAGAGCGGUCAACUCUUCAGAAAACACUGUGAUAGUCGCCGUUGUGAAAAGGCCAGACAGAGAAGAAGCUUCUGUGAUGCCCUUGAUCAAUGCCGGCUUUAAUAGGAGAUACGUGGAGAAUGCCAAUAUGAUGGCCUGCUAUAAUGAGCUGCUACAGUUGGAGCAUGGAGAGGUGCGGGCGCAGUUCAAACUGAGGGCUGGAAAUGCUAUUUUCACAGCUCUAGAACAAAGCCAAGAGGCCAUAGAGAUCACUUCUGAAGAUCAAGUAAUUCAGUACGUGAACCCUGCCUACGAGUCCAUUAUGGGCUACCAACAAGGCGAGCUCAUAGGGAAGGAAAUAAUGGAAGUGCCUAAAAGUGAGAAGAAUAAGCCUGAUCUCCUUGAAACAAUAAAUUCUUGCAUACGGAAAGGAAAGGAGUGGCAGGGGAUUUAUUAUGCCAAAAAGAAGAAUGGAGACAGCAUUCAGCAAAAUGUGAAGAUCACACCUGUAAUUGGACAGGGAGGAAAAAUCAGACACUAUGUGUCUAUCAACCGGCCUUUAAAUGAUAAUAAUAAGAUUGAUAAAUCCACUGAACGUGUGCAGGCAGAGUCUCAGACAGACAUCCAAUCCAGUAAGCACAAAGACCGGAGGAAAGGCUCUCUGGACGUAAGAUCCACGACGUCUCGGGGGAGCGAUGGGAGCUCACAGCGAAGGCACUCCUCAAUGGCCCGAAUCCACUCCAUGACUAUAGAAGCUCCCAUCACUAAGGUAAUCAACAUCAUCAAUGCAGCGCAGGAAAGUAGCCCUAUGCCUGUGGCAGAGGCCUUGGAUCGGGUACUGGAGAUCCUGAGGACAACUGAACUCUACUCCCCACAGUUUGGCACCAAGGAUGAAGACCCCCAUACGAAUGAUCUCGUGGGGGGGCUGAUGACGGAUGGUUUACGCAGAUUGUCAGGAAAUGAAUACAUAUUAGCCACAAAACAGCCCCACCAUAUCCCCAGUCACUUGACAACUCCUCUAUCUUUAAAUGACAUCCCACCUCGUAUUGCCGAAACCAUGGAGAAUGAGGAGUCUUGGGACUUUGACAUCGUCAACUUGGAGGCUGCAACCAUGAGACGGCCUUUGACCUACUUGGGCAUGAAGAUCUUCUCCCGAUUUGGGGUCUGCGAGUUCCUAAACUGCCCUGAGGCAACAUUGCGCUCCUGGCUACAAGUGAUUGAAGCUAACUACCACUCCAGUAACUCCUACCACAACUCUUCUCAUGCAGCUGAUGUCCUGCACGCAACGGCGUAUUUUCUCUGCAAGGAGAGGGUCAAGCAAAGUUUAGAUCCCAUUGAUGAGGUGGCUGCCCUGAUUGCGGCAACUGUGCACGACGUGGACCACCCAGGCCGCACCAACAGCUUCCUGUGCAACGCAGGAAGUGAGCUGGCCAUCCUCUACAAUGACACCGCCGUGCUAGAGAGCCACCAUGCAGCACUGGCCUUCCAGAUCACUACAAGAGAUGAUAAGUGCAACAUCUUCAAAAAUAUUGAAAGGAAUGAAUAUCGAACACUACGACAGGCCAUCAUUGAUAUGGUGCUCGCAACUGAGAUGACCAAACACUUUGAACAUGUGAACAAAUUUGUCAACAGCAUCAACAAGCCACUGGCUGCUCUGGAGGAGAAUGGGGGAAACAAUGAUGAGGAAUCUGUCAAAAGCAUUCUGACGUCCCCAGAGAAUCGCAUCCUCGUCAAGCGGAUGCUGAUUAAGUGUGCAGACAUCUCCAAUCCAUGCAGGCCUCAGGAGCUCUGUAUAGAAUGGGCCGGACGCAUCUCAGAGGAGUAUUUUGCACAGACGGAUGAGGAGAAGAGACAAGGUCUACCAGUGGUUAUGCCUGUGUUUGACAGAAACACGUGUAGCAUCCCAAAGUCCCAGAUUUCCUUCAUAGACUACUUCAUUACGGACAUGUUUGAUGCAUGGGAUGCUUUUGCAGACCUCCCCAAUCUUAUGCAGCACUUGGACAACAACUUCAAGUACUGGAAAGGCCUGGAUGAGAGGAAGCUGCACAGCCUGCGACCGCCUCCAGAGUAGGCGCUGCAGUGUUUGGCCCUUGGACUCUGCAGUCCAGGGCAGCCCUCCUCUCUCCUGCUGGGGCGUCUCUCUCCCUGCCAGCCCAGACAGCCAAAAGGCCUCCUCGCCUUCACUCUCUUGCUUCUGUAGCACGCCGAGCGUCCACAUGUCCGUCCAUACAGAAACCACAGAAGGACUUCCUGACAGACGGUUGCAGCAAUAACAUUGCUGGCUUUACAACCCUGUCAGAUGAGAACUGUGACAAACAGACACGGACAGCAUCCUUAUGAACUUCUCGUGCCUCUCAGGCAUUCGCAGUGUAGCUGGUCAAGUGACAUGACUGAGAGAGGGUUCUAACAGGCCUCCUGGCAAAGCAUCCGUCCCCUAAUUACCACGUGGGCACUGCCUGUGAAGUUGCUGUUUGAGUAAAAACUGCUCGUUUACUGAAGGAGCGAGCAACACUGGAGGAGUGGGUGGAAUUGUGGCCUGGAUAUGAAGUUGUCCAAUCCAUGUCAGGCCAUAUAAUCACCUUUGACCUCCAUCCCUGUGCUCGCAGCAAGCCAGGACUGCUCAUUCUGCCCCUGGAGGCCACACCAUGAAAGAACACUCCACUGCUUGUUUUUGUUUUUUGUUUUUUUGUGCUAAAUUUUUAUGUGUCCUUCAAAAACCCAUCCAAGUUGACACAUAACUGUCAUAACAGAUAUGGGGGGGAUGCUUACUCUUUGGGUCAGGGAAUGGAUCUUUACUUUAGGCCACUGCUGAGACAAAAACCUCAACAUCAUGAUCAUAGGUAACUAAUUACAGAUGAUUUGGUAUGUUAAUUUUUCUUAGAUGUUCCAUAUUUUCUAUAUUAAAAUCCAUAAAUGAAUUAGUUGAUAAAUAAGAACAAAAUUAAUUUCAAAAAGAGAGAGAAAAGCCAAAGCUGAUGAAGACAAAAAAAAAUCAUAUAAAGCAUUACCAUAUUAAACAUUUUUAUUUUCUUAUCAAAAGUACAGUACCAGUUUGAAUGAACACUUUUGUAUUGCACUGUAAACAAUAUUAGAAAUGUCUACGUCUCAGUGAUUUGUCCAGGGAUGGGAUGUUGCAUUGUAGAAUAAGCUGUUAUUGUUGAUCAUCAGGUGUGUGUGUGUGUGUGUGUGUGUGUGUGUGUGUGUGUGUGUGUGUGUGUGUGUGUGUGUGUGUGUGUGUGUGUGUGUGUGUGUGUGUGUGUGUGUGUGUGUGUGUGUGUGUGUGUGUAUUUGUGUGUGGACGUGUGUGGGUGUUUUCAUUGAUGCAACAAUCCCUUACUCUUGGUUUAAUGCUGUAAACCGCUUGACAUUUAACAACAGCAGAAAUAUGUGAAAACAUUUUGGACUUGAAAUUUUUUUCUCCCAGACAUUUUUGUAUCUGGUUUAUCCUACUGAAAAGACUGCCUUAUUUUAUACAAUAUUUAUACAGUACAUCCCACUGUGCAACUGCAACGGACAUCUGGAGUUUUUAUUAUAACAUAGUCAGAAGGUUAUGUUCAAGUAAAUCUCAAUAUUUUUAUAGACAAUGAAUUUUACACUGGAUUUGCAGCAAAUGAGAUCAACCAUUAUAGCUAUCUGAAUACCUGUGAAUUGGAAGGUCACACAGAGCAUGUAUACAGAGAACUAAAUGGUUAAGAAGGAUGUGGAUCGCAGAGUUGUCUAUCACUGUCUUUAAGCAGUCUCCUAGAGGCCAGCUUGCAUUGAUUUUUGAUCAAACAUCAUUCUAUUUUGGCCACUUGUCCAACAUCCUUAUGCACAGACCCAGGGAACAGCUUUUUGUUUAAGGCUGGUUUCAGAUUAGGAUAUUAAUAUUAUGUUAAAGAUUGUUGCUUAUUAAGAAUAUUUCCUCUUUAAACAGUAUAUAAAUGCCAUAACAGCUAAGCAAAUGAUGGUUAAUAAGAUGUAUUGACCCCAGUUAUCUUUGUUUCUCUCUUAUGACAGAAUUGUACACGCAAUCAGGGGAUUUGUUUGUUCCUUCUGAUUCACAUCUUGGUCUGAAGGCACGGGAAAAAAAUUAGAAACUAUUCAAUGAAAAAUAAAAUAAUGUCAAUUAUAA
Sander lucioperca (pikeperch) is the source of this 5868-nucleotide messenger RNA. RefSeq names its product phosphodiesterase 8A (gene pde8a). Gene Ontology annotation, biological process: signal transduction; positive regulation of ERK1 and ERK2 cascade; regulation of DNA-templated transcription. Lineage: Eukaryota; Metazoa; Chordata; Actinopteri; Perciformes; Percidae. The record is from RefSeq and is a predicted model, not a curated record. Gene Ontology annotation, molecular function: 3',5'-cyclic-AMP phosphodiesterase activity. The coding region runs from base 1369 to 3825 and encodes 818 amino acids. The transcript has 22 exons.